UUCGGGAAAAUACAUUUCAGGUCGAGUUCGCAUUUCAGUCUGUUGGUUCCAACGCUGUGUGGUUCUUGGCUAACCCGCACCGCAUGUGGCGGCGGAGGAUCCUCUCCCACAGCUCGCAGUGACCUUGCGGUCACGCGACGACCGCCAUGGCUCGCGGCGGCGGGACGAAGGGUGGACCUCUCGUGAAGCGUGGAUCGGACAGCAAAACUGCUGGUGGAAAGACACGUGGCGCCAGCAGCGGUAAAUCCAACCCCAAGGAUAGGGCACCAUCACGCAAAACAGCCGGUGGCGCGCAGCAUUCCAGCCGGCUAGCCAGCAGCAACCGCGGCCGAGGACGUGGGGGGCGGCAGUAGGACGGGAAGGCAAGGCCGGUGCGAAAGCUGCCAAGCCCGCGAAACCAGCGGUGGCGGCUGCGGCGGUGGAGGAGGAAGAGGUUGAGCUGUCCGACGACGACGUGGCAUUCUUCUCGAAGCACCAGAACUUCGCGCGCUUCUUGUCGGGCCUGGAGGAGCAGAAGCUGGGCAGUGAAUCCAAGGGAAGCAAGCCUAAACCUCCGAGACCGGAUCGUGCUGAGGAAGGAAGCGAUGCUGACAGGUGCGAGGAUGAUGGAGGAGAGGAGGAUAGUGAUGAUGAUGGAGAUGGAUUGGACGAAAGUGAUGACGUGGACGAAGAUGACGUGGAGGAGGACGUCACUGACGAGGAUGAGGAGCUAGCGGAGGAAGAGGAGGCGGACACUAACAGUGCAGAGGGCGUGCGGGUUCCCGGAGACGGAGAAGAAAUCGCUGCGGAAGAGGCGGAAGAGGCGGAAGAGGCGGAAGAGGCGGAAGAGGCGGAAGAGGCGGAAGAAGAGGAGGAGGAAGAGCAAGAGCUUGAGCCAGUGAUUUCCGAUGACGAGUUCGACGAUGAGGAUGACGAGGAAGAGGAGGAAGAGGAUGAGGAGGACGACGAUGAGUUCGAUGACGACGAGGACGAGGUGAUGGUUUUCGCCGACUCGUCCGCUGCAGGCCUUGGCGCUGGCCCGCUGAAAGGCGCUAAAGGCAAAAUGCGGGACGCACGGGGAGCGGACAAGGGGAAGGGCGGAGAGUCGGAGGACGAAGAGGCGGAGUACGAGCGCCAAGUCAGGCGCCCGGGAUGGGCCGUGGCUGCGGGGCCAGCGGGGAAAUUUGCCCCGAAACCCCGCGCUGCCCCUGCUGCAGCAGCAGCCGCGGAGGUGGUUGCGGCGGAAGGAACGCCAGAGGCGAAGGGGGAGAAGAGAGGUUCAAUGCGGGGUUUCGGGCUUAUUGCGGCGAGGGACAAGGGGGUGCUGGUGGAUGCUGUUGAUGCCCUGCCGGUUAAAACCCUUGACGGCCGGCUGAUGUAUCGUGCGAUCGAAGUGGCGGAAGGGGGAGAGGGAGAGGGAGGGGAUGAAGGGGAGCUAGCAGGUGGGGCGAGAGAGGAGAAAAAGAAGGGGAAGAAGGGGAAGGAGGAGGUGGAGGAAGAGGAGGUGAAGGGAGACGAGAAAGCGGAGGGAGGGGAGGGUGAGGAGGAGGAAGAGGAGGGUGGAAGGGUUGGAAGGAAAGGGAAGGAUGUAUCGAGGCUCACCCCACAAGAGCAAGCUAUGAUGGAGUUGGAGGAGGAGAUGUCGGUGGAGGAUCGGAGAGCAGCAGUGAAGAAGGCCAUAGCGAGGAUGAGCACGCAGAUCCUUGCAGACCCGGAGACGCACAUCGGCUUGCUGAAGUCGUUGCACAAACUGUGCUCUGACUCGGACUCGAUUGUGUCAAGCUUGGCCGUCUUGUCGCUAACGGCGGUGUUCAGAGAUAUUAUCCCUGGGUACCGCGUGCGCAUGCGCACGGAGAAGGAGAGGGCCAUGGUGAUGAGCAAGGACGUCAAGCGGCGCUGGCUCUUCGAGGAAGGGCUGCUGCACUCUUACCAGUCAUUCGUGACGCUUCUGCUGAAGUACGCCAAGCAAGCAGCGCGCCGAGCCGUGUCUGUGCGCGCCAUGUGCGGGCUGCUGCGGGCGGCGCCGCACUUCAACUGCCGCUCGGAGCUCAUCCGCGCGAUCAUUCCGCGCAUGGACCUGGCGGACGACGGCAUCAGUUCCCUGUGCUGCUCAACGAUAUCGGAGUUGAUGCGUGAGGACGGACGACACGACGGCGAGGCCACGGUGGAGGCGGCGGAGCUCGUAGCUGACUUCAUCCGCCAGCGCUGCUGCGUCACGCGCCCUCAGGUGCUGCUCGUCUUCCACCCCCUCGAGUUCGACGACGAUCUCCUGCAGUCCGCGGAAGGCCGCGGAGCCGGGGGCCCGCGGGGAGGCGCAGGGCGGAAAGCAACCUGGGGGGGCGGGGCGGGGGGAGCCGGGGGAGCGGCGGAAGGGGGCACGGAGGAGCAGCCGGGAAAGCCCAAGUCGAAGAAAGAGCGGAAGCUAGAGAAGCGGAAAGAAGCGGCGAGAAUGAAAAAGGAAGUAGAGGGGGAUUUCAGGGAGGCGCAAGCCGUUAGAGACGAGUCUACCCGGAAACAGCAGCAGGCGAGGGUUCUAGCCGCCGUGUUCGAAGCGCUUUUUAGAGUAGUUAAAGCCGCCGCCAUGCUCCACCAGCCCCGCCCCACUGAUGGGUCCGGCGCGCUCUCCCUCCCCCCGCGCCCGCUCCUCCCCUCCGCGCUUUACCUAGUUGGUCACUUCUCGCACAUGCUUUCGGUGGAAUAUCUUCCGGAUCUCCUCUCCACGCUGCGCCAGCUGGCUGCUGACGUGGCGACACCGUUGGAGGGGGACGAUGAUGACCUGGCGGGAGGGGAUGUGGUGACGUGGGAGGGGGGGAGGCGGAGGAGAUUAGGGUUGAGGUUGGAAGAUAGGCUCACGUGCUGCGUGGUGGCGCAGAGGGUGAUGAAGGCGAAUCUAGAUUCACUGAAUGUAGACAUGCGGGGGUUCGCGACGCUCGUGUAUCAGAUGGUUCUCGAAGCGCCGAUCGUUCCCGCGCAGAUCGCCCUCUCGUCAGAAACACCCUCGCUACACGCAUCCUCGUUAAAAGCAGCUCCGCCAAAAGCAUCCUCGUCGGAAGCGGACCCGUUAGAAGAAGAGAUCACGCCAGGGGGCGGCGCGAUAUCCUCGUUAGAAGCGGCCCUGGUGUCCGCGCUACAAGAAGUGUUCAUGUCGUCGGGUAACCGCCAGGCCGACAUGACUCGCGUCGCUGCGUUCGUCAAACGGCUCGCCGCUGCCGCCCUGCACUUAAGCGCCGCUGGCGCUGUUGCUGUGCUCCUAGUGGUGCGGCACCUGCUGCUGCGCUACCCCCGCUGCCGCGUCUUGCUGGACAAGGACCCGGAUGACGAUCUGCACGCAUCGGGGGGCGGCCUUGGCCCUUACGGCGGCCUAGCUCGCUACGACCCAGCAGCAUCCGAGCCCGAGCUAUCCGCCGCGCUCACUUCCUUCCUCUGGGAUCUCUCCCUGCUCGCCCGCCACUACCACCCGCACGUCGCCAGCCUGGCGCGCCACAUCAGCACCAUCGCCACGUCACCCGCCUCGGCCACCCCGGGCAGGCCAGCAAAGGGGUCGGCGGAUCCCUAUCUAAAGGGUCAGCCGCAGAAGCAGCAGCAGCAGCAGGAGGCAGGUGGUUCGUCAGGUGCUUUAUCAGGUGCCACUGACCUGCUGCUCCUUGCAGGCACAGUCAACAGCGGCAUGAACAGUGCUACGAACAGUAACAGUGUCGUGAACAGUAGCGUGAGCAACGUGCCUGUGGGGAUCAUAACGCCAUCCCAGGCGUACGCGGCUUAUAGUAGCGCCGUCACCGAGUCGUGCUUCCGGCCACCUGUCGCAACGCCAUUGGCCGUGAAAUCGGGCGCGGCCGGCGCCGCUGCUAGGAGGUGGCGGAAAGAGGUGGUGAUGGGUAGGGUGAGGCGGAAGAGGGGGAGAGAGGAGGGCGGAGGGGGGACGGGAGGGGAGGCAGGAGAGGAGGAGGAAGAGCAGGAGGUAGGGUGGGCACUGGGGGACUGGGCGAGGAGGGUGAGAGUUUCGUGCUGGCAGCAGUGGGGCGCUGCAAUGAAGGGCGGGGUCCCAGGGCGAAACACCAAGGGAGGGAAGAGUAAGAGAGGAAGGAAGGGGAUCACGAAGCAGCAGCCGCAGCAGCAGCAGCAGCAGCAGCAGCAGCAAGAAUCCGGAAAGCGGCAGCAGCGGAAACCAGUGGGGGAUGUGAGUGGGAUGGCACCAAAGCGGGCCAAGAAAGAGGCAGCGGCUGCUUGAGGGGGGAGGCCACCUGAAAAGGCAGCAUGCAGCCUUAUAAUGCCCUUGGCUUGCUUCUUUGCGUCUGCUGCUUACACCGCGGAACACUCUUUUCCGUGUUAUCUGUUCUUUCCGCAUGCAGCGUAAACGACUGUUGCAACAUAUAUUCUCGCUUGGAGCCAGGACAAAACAGAAGCCUUGUCAUUUGCCAACACAUUCAUAAGUACUGCAGCAAGGGUGGUAGGAUGUAUUGGAAGUUUAGUACUAGACCAUUAUGUUGCUAUUUGGUGAGCAGUCGUCUGAAUUUCUCGAAACAAGAAACUGCACACGCAAUGGACAUGCUAUCACUAGAGUGGAAGA
Messenger RNA from Closterium sp. NIES-67, 4546 nucleotides. The record is from the annotation of a GenBank genome assembly. Lineage: Eukaryota; Viridiplantae; Streptophyta; Zygnematophyceae; Desmidiales; Closteriaceae.